AUGGAGCCUGUGGAACGGAAGCCCGAGGCCGGCUUCCCCGUCUAUCGCAACAUGCCCUCCACGCAGCAGCAAGCUUCUGGAGAGCUACCCCGCUUGAAGGCCACGCCGCAUGACGAGCUCCACGACCUUCUUUGCGUCGGAUUCGGUCCCGCCUCCCUGGCAAUCGGCAUUGCGCUUCACGAUGCUCUGGACCCGUGCUUGAAUAAGUCGGCCCCGGCUGACUGGCAACCCAAGGUCUGCUUCCUCGAGCGACAGAAACAGUUCGCAUGGCACUCCGGUAUGCUCGUUCCGGGCUCUAGGAUGCAGAUCUCGUUUAUCAAGGAUUUGGCCACCCUCCGCGAUCCUCGCAGUAGCUUCACCUUCCUCAACUACCUUCACCAGAAAGACCGUCUGAUCCAUUUCACCAACCUGAGCACCUUCCUUCCCGCUCGGAUGGAAUUCGAAGACUACAUGCGCUGGUGCGCGUCACGAUUCUCCGACGUCGUGAGCUACGGAGAGGAGGUGGUCGAGGUGGUUCCUGGCAAAACCGACCCCAACAGCUCGGUUGUCGACUUCUUCACGGUGAAGUCGCGGAACGUCGAGACUGGCGCCAUCACAUCGAGAAGCGCUCGUAAGGUGGUUGUCGCCAUCGGAGGUACCGCCAAGAUCCCUCCAGGUCUCCCCCAGGACCCCCGAAUCAUGCAUUCUUCCAAGUACUGCACUACCCUGCCCUCUCUACUGAACGACGACCGCCAGGCGUACAACAUCGCGGUCCUGGGAAGUGGCCAGAGUGCCGCCGAGAUCUUCCACGACCUUCAGAAGCGGUACCCCAAGUCGAGGACCACGCUGAUCAUGAGGGACACUGCCAUGCGUCCCAGUGACGAUUCUCCUUUUGUCAACGAAAUCUUUAAUCCCGAGCGAGUCGAUAAAUUCUACCACCAAUCGCCCGCCGAACGCCAGCGAUCCCUUGCCGCUGAUAAGGCCACCAACUACAGCGUUGUCCGGCUCGAGCUGAUCGAGGAGAUUUACAACGAGAUGUACCUCCAGCGAGUUAAGAACCCCGACGAGACGCAAUGGCAGCACCGCAUUUUGCCCAACCGCAAAAUUACGCGAGUCGAACACUACGGACCCAAGAGCCGGAUGCGCCUUCACCUGAAGUCCGCCAAGGACGAGACGGAGAGUGCGGUGAGCGAAGGCAAGGAAACGCUGGAGGUCGACGCCCUUAUGGUGGCAACGGGAUAUUUCCGCAACGCGCACGAGCAGCUCCUGCAAAAUGUGCAACAUCUGCGCCCUGUGGGCCAGGAAGGGUGGAACCCGAGCCGGGAUUAUCGGGUCGACCUAGACCCCAGCAAGGUUGCCGCGCAGGCCGGGAUCUGGCUGCAAGGCUCCAACGAGAAAACGCAUGGCCUGAGUGACAGUCUUCUGUCGGUUCUGGCCGCUCGCGGCGGAGAGAUGGUGAGCUCGCUCUUUGGAAGUCAGCUUGCGGACGGGGUGGUGCAGGACACGCCCAAGUUCCGCGCUAUGCUCUAA
Messenger RNA from Aspergillus melleus, 1509 nucleotides. Its product is annotated as lysine N(6)-hydroxylase/L-ornithine N(5)-oxygenase family protein. The transcript is spliced from 2 exons. Bases 1 to 1509 code for a protein of 502 amino acids. Lineage: Eukaryota; Fungi; Ascomycota; Eurotiomycetes; Eurotiales; Aspergillaceae. Gene Ontology annotation, biological process: intracellular iron ion homeostasis. The record is from RefSeq and is a predicted model, not a curated record.